This is a messenger RNA of Cotesia glomerata, 1337 nucleotides long. It is a transcript of the gene Ms, whose product is annotated as myosuppressin. NCBI's taxonomy places the organism in Eukaryota, Metazoa, Arthropoda, Insecta, Hymenoptera, Braconidae. The coding region runs from base 216 to 497 and encodes 93 amino acids. The record is from RefSeq and is a predicted model, not a curated record. The transcript is spliced from 3 exons.
UUCCACCACUGUGUCUUCACCAUCAGGUCCAGAAACACCGUAAACUAUUCGUAUAAAUAUUUAUCUAUGAAAUAUAUCACUCGCGAUUGACAGAUUGUACGAUUUAAUUGUUUAAAAAAUUAAUUUGUUAUUUCUUUGACGGAGUUACUGGUUUCGGUUUCAACCACUUGUUGAAGUAAUUGCGCUGAAGGAUUCACACAGGAAUUAAGUACAGAAUGAAUUAUCUCCUGUCAACAACUUUUAUCAUAAUGAGUGUACUCUCGGGAGAAAUUUUGGGCAUGCCACCAGCCCAGUGCAAUCCAAGCAUACUGGAUGAGGUGCCGCCAAAGAUUCGCAAGGUCUGUGACGCCUUAUCGACCAUUUACCAGCUUGGUAUGGCUAUGGAAAAUUACAUUAUCGACAAAGCUCCAAUUUUACGUGAAAACGUGCCGGUAAUUGGAAACAACGUUAAGCGCCAAGAUGUUGAUCAUGUAUUUUUACGAUUCGGAAGACGCUAAGAUUUAAAACUAAAGGACUUGCAUUAGAUUUAACCGAACUACCUUGUAAAGAGUCUUAUGUAUUCAAACUUUUAACAGCUAAAUUAUCAUUAUCACAAUCAAGUUAAAGUUAAAAUUUAUUUAAUAUUUUUUUAUGCGAGUUAUUUUAACUCACUAGUCAAAUAAAAGGAAGUUGAUAUUAAAUUAAUUAUUAAUAUAACUGUUACUUUUUUUGAAUAGUUGACUUAUAAUAUUAAUUUUAUGGAAAGUAUUUAUUCAAAAAACAAAAUAAAUUAUAUAUUUUAUGAAAUUAAAUCUUAUAUAUAACAUUUUCCAUACUGAGACGCUACAUAUGUUACCUAAAAUUAAGUGAUACAUAUUGAUACAGACAUUAAAUUCACAAAUAAAUUCAAUCAAAUAAAAAUAUUUAAAUAUAAAUAUAUAUAUUCAUAAAGACAUAAAUGGUUAAAUAAAUUAAUAGUCCACCAAUUAUUCGUAGACGGGAAAAAUAGCGCUUCGCACGAUUGCUUUCGUGUCUUGUAUUUAAUAAAAAUUCAAAUUAUGUGCAAAUAAAAUUUAAUUAAUCAACAUUUCUGAAUUUUGGCAUAAAUUAUAUCUAAAAACAAGUAUUAUAAAUUUUUUUAAUUUUUUAAGUAACAAUAUUUGUAUCAUACUUACCUUUUUGAAUUUAGUUUUUGUACUUAACACUUGUAACUUGUAACCGACUGAUGCAUUACAUAAUAAUUUAAUGUAUACAUUAUUUAAUUUAUUAGUUUAUUUAAAAAUUUUGCAUGCACUAAAGCAUUUGAUUAUAUAUUUAUUGUUACAUAUGUGUAUAUAAAAUAAGUCUAAAAAACAGUA